AUGAAACUCAUCCUCGAGAACGACACGCCAUGCAAUACCCGCUACACAGACGAGACCGGUCGGAUACUCUACCAAGUCAGCACAUCCGGCAAGUACAUCAAGUGUAAAGCCAACCUCGAGAAGCUCGACCUCAGACAGGGCAAGUUCAUACCCUUCGCCAGCAUCGACUUUCACAACUUCAAAGACGACGUCCUCCGAAUCGGCCAAAACUGGGAAACCAAAUCAGGCGACUUUUUUCGGAAAAAAGGGUUCAGUUUUUACGGGCGAGACAGGAUAUUCACCGCUCCAGAUGGGAAAGAGUAUCGAUGGGAGAUGCAGGCUGAUCGAGCAGAGCUGUACAUGAUGGACGAAGCCAAAACCCGCAUCGUCCGCUACCACCGCAAAAAAUACGGAAUCUUCCACGACAAAGCGCCCGCCUCGCUCGAAAUCGAGCCAUGCGCUGAAGGAAUGAUGGACGUCAUCAUGCUCACCUAUAUCUACAUCGAGUAUCUCAGGAAUGAGAGAGACGAAGCUAACUCGAAGAUCGCGGCGGGUAAUAUCAAGGAUUCUAUGAAGCCUUGA
Messenger RNA from Coprinopsis cinerea okayama7#130, 561 nucleotides. RefSeq lists its product as hypothetical. NCBI's taxonomy places the organism in Eukaryota, Fungi, Basidiomycota, Agaricomycetes, Agaricales, Psathyrellaceae. The transcript is spliced from 3 exons. The coding region runs from base 1 to 561 and encodes 186 amino acids. The record is from RefSeq and is a predicted model, not a curated record.